Messenger RNA from Populus trichocarpa (black cottonwood), 1356 nucleotides. RefSeq lists its product as uncharacterized. The record is from RefSeq and is a predicted model, not a curated record. Lineage: Eukaryota; Viridiplantae; Streptophyta; Magnoliopsida; Malpighiales; Salicaceae. The transcript has 6 exons. Bases 16 to 945 code for a protein of 309 amino acids.
UGAUUUGACAGCGAGAUGGAUGAGCUCUCCAAGAGUCCAAGGCUAACAAAAGUCGUCCUUGUUUCUCUCCUUCAUAUGUUUUACGAAUUCGAAGGAUGUCGUGCGAUAUCCCUCGAUUUCGCUCGACAUGACCAAACUAACUUUUCUUCAGUCUCCUUAAAUAAACCAACACCCUCUCGUCAAAUUUUCGAAAAGCUAGCUAGCUGCCUGCUGCUCCAAAGAAAGCCAGCGAUGGAUUACGAAAGUCCGUGGCAAAACCUCUUUGAAGCAUCUCUAGCUCUACCUGCUCAUGAAUUUGAGGUUUAUGAGGAAUUUGAAACCGAUCAGAAGGCAAGGGUAAAUCAGCAAGCCUGUAACUACUUCUUGGCAGCAGGCCCAGCUAGUCCUCAUCAGUCUUCAAAUAUAACGGAUACUGAUAAGAAAGGACAGGGUCUGGAAGCAACUAAAGAUCAAGUUGCAAAGAAAAGAAAGAUUGACAAGGCAUAUCGUGAACGAUGCAAGAGAAACAAAAUUGAGACCGAGAGAAACUUGGAUCUGCUAAGGAAAGAAAACGAUCGAUUAAAAGGAGAGAAUGCCUCCUUUAAAACGGAAGCAGUUCGGACUAGACAAACUUUGCAAUAUCAAGAACAAGAGAUGAAGCGACUUAGGAAAACAAUUGUUCUACUGAAGGAGAAGCAUGAUAAACAAAAUACCGUUGUGGAGGUCCUUUCAAAACGACUAGCUGGUGCCAACGAUACUGAUCUUCAGCGUGAAAAUACACAGCUCAAAAAUAAAAUUGCUCUGUUAAGGAGUCAAGUUAAUGACCAAAACAAUUUGGAUAAACUCCAGCUUCAAGAGAAGAAUGCACAACUAGAACAUGACAAGAGUUCGCUUGAAGUGAUAGUUCAAGCAUUAUGUGAGAAGAUCAACAAUGAGAAGGGCCAUGAAGGAGACCAUGCAUCAUAAGGGAAUUCUAGCUUAGUUCCAAAAGGCAUUAUAUUGAUGAUGCUGUAGUUGUGAGCAUCACAUGGUUAAGAGUGUCGUGACUGUGUUUGGUGGUCGUUUUCAGUGGAUAUUUCCAACAAUGCACGUGGUUUGGCGAAGGAAGUUUAGGUGCUAUUACUGCUAGGCACCCAUGAUGAACAUCAGUGCUCGGCUCUUAGGCAAUUCAUGCAAAUUUUGAAAAUAAAGAUUUGCUUUGAGAGAUGGUGAUCCAGAUGUUGUUGGAAGCGAUAAAGGGUAUUGUCAGAGAGCAAAUAGGACUUGCAAUGGUAGGGGUAUUGGAUAGCAGCUCAAAUACUAUUAUGUUAGAAGUGAUAUUUUUUAAUAUAUAUGGAUUUGAGCAGCGUUGAGCCUUAAGCCCUAUUCUUUUAUAAA